AUGAUGAUAAGUGACGGCAUGGGCCCAGCAUCUGUAGCAUUCACCAGGACAUAUUAUCAAUACACUCAGGGGGAACCCUUUGAUUACCAAAUGCCCUUGGACACAAUCCACGUGGGUCAGUCUCGAACCCGUAGUUCGUCAACACUUGUCACAGAUAGUGCAGCCGGAGCCACUGCAUUCAGUUGUGGGCUUAAAACCUACAACGGAGCAAUAGGAGUCGAUCCUAGUGGAAACCCAUGCGCUACUGUUCUUGAGGCUGCAAAACAACAGCAUGGAAUGAAGACAGGCUUGGUUGUCACCUCUAGAAUCACACAUGCCACACCCGCCUCGUUCUCGGCCCACGUACAGGACCGAGACGACGAGAACCAUAUUGCGGUGCAGCAGAUAGGCGACAAUCCUCUGGGCCGCAAUGUGGAUCUGAUGAUGGGCGGAGGCUAUUGUCAUUUCUUGCCCAAAUCAAAUCCACAGAGCUGCCGUGGGGACGAGCGUGAGCUAUUUAAAGAAGCAAAGCAAAAUGAUUGGAACACUGUGGAGUACAACAACAGAUCGCAUAUGGACUAUUCGAUUGACAGAGAUCCUACAAGAGAACCCAGUCUGACCGAAAUGUCUGCAAAGGCUCUAGACAUCCUCUUACAUUCAACCAAGUCUACCGAAAAUGGUUUCUUUUUGAUGAUCGAAGGCAGCAGAAUUGAUAUGGCCGCUCAUUCAAACGAUCCAGCUACCCAUGUGCAUGACAUUCUGGAGUACCAGAAAACGAUCGCCUAUGUAAAGAGAUUCGUUGACCAGAAUCCCGGAACAAUCAUGAUAUCAACCAGUGACCAUGAGACAGGUGGACUAUCAUUAGCACGCCAGGUCUCUCCUAUUUACCCCGAGUAUCUAUGGUACCCGGACGUAUUGACCAAGGUUAGAAAGUCAACCGUAUCGGUGGCUCACUAUAUCAAGGACAACAGAUUGUUCGGCAAGGUCGAUAAGAUCGUGCCUCUUGUCAAUAAGUAUCUCGGGAUUGAAGAUGUGACCAAAGAAGAAGAGCAAGGCUUGGCCAAGAUAAAAAAAACAAACUUGAUGGACUUUUACCUUGCAGAAAUGGUUUCCCUAAGAGCUCAGUUAGGAUGGGCUACUCUUGGUCAUAGUGGAGUUGAUGUUAAUCUCUAUGCGUACGGACAAGGCACUGAUUCUCUACGCGGCAGUCAUGAAAAUAUUGAUAUUGGACAUUUCAUGGCCCAAGCUCUUCACCUGAACCUCACAGAUCUCACCAGAAAACUCAACAAGUAA
Messenger RNA from Phycomyces blakesleeanus NRRL 1555(-), 1272 nucleotides. RefSeq lists its product as hypothetical. The transcript has 6 exons. Lineage: Eukaryota; Fungi; Mucoromycota; Mucoromycetes; Mucorales; Phycomycetaceae. Gene Ontology annotation, cellular component: fungal-type vacuole membrane. Gene Ontology annotation, molecular function: alkaline phosphatase activity. The record is from RefSeq and is a predicted model, not a curated record. Gene Ontology annotation, biological process: dephosphorylation. The coding region runs from base 1 to 1272 and encodes 423 amino acids.